CUUAACUUUUUUUUUUCCCCCUUCCCUUCGUGUGACGCAAACUUCAACAAUUCGACACGUUUGCACUCGAAAAGGAAAACAAUAUGGCCAGCGCUACCGAGAUCGAGGCUGAGGCCCCUCACAACAACUUCGACACAAUUCUUGUGCUCGAUUUUGGUUCCCAGACGAGCCAUCUCAUCCUGAGACGCCUGCGCGCGCUCAAGGUGUACGCUGAGAUGCUGCCAUGUACCACGAAGCUGGCGGAUCUCCCCUUCAAGCCGAAGGGAAUUGUGCUGUCUGGAGGCCCCUCUUCUGUCUACGAUCAGGGCGCACCCCACGUUGACCCCGCCGUUUUCGAGCUCGGCGUUCCUAUUCUGGGUAUAUGCUACGGCUGCCAGGAACUUGCCUGGAGAAUCAGCUCGGACAAUGUCGCCCGAGGAGCGGCCCGAGAGUACGGCCACGCCGACGUUACCAUCCACAACUCGGGCAACUCCCACACGGAUCGCCUCUUCGCCGGCCUGGGAGAGACGAUGCACGCCUACAUGUCCCACUUCGACAAACUAGUAAAGUUGCCUGAGGGCUUUGUGGUUGUUGCGAGCACAAAAAACAGCGAAUACGCCGGAAUCGCUCACCAGACGAAGCCGAUCUACGGUGUGCAAUUUCACCCUGAGCUCGAGCAUACGCCGAGAGGCACUGAGAUCCUUCGCAACUUCAGUGUCGACAUCUGCGGGGCGCAACCCAACUGGGUCAUGAGCGACUUCAUCAAGAAGGAAAUCGUCCGCAUCAGACACCUCGUUGGUGACCGUGCCCAAGUCAUUGGCGCCGUCAGUGGAGGAGUCGAUUCCACCGUCGCUGCUAAGCUCAUGAAGGAAGCCAUUGGCGACCGCUUCCAUGCUAUUCUGGUUGAUAACGGAGUUAUGCGUCUCAACGAGUGCGAGCAGGUGAAGGAGACGCUUCAGAAGCACCUCGGCAUCAACCUGACGGUUGUUGAUGGAGCUGAGCUGUUCCUGGGACGCCUUAAGGGCGUCACUGAGCCUGAGAAGAAGCGCAAGAUCAUUGGCGGAACCUUCAUCGACCUUUUCGAGAAGGAGGCCAUUCGGAUCGAGAAGGAGGCAGAGAACACGCCCAAUGCCGGCAAGGUCGAGUGGUUCCUUCAGGUUCGUCUUUACCCUGAUGUUAUUGAGUCGCUCUCGUUCAAGGGUCCCAGCGCGACUAUCAAGACCCAUCACAAUGUCGGAGGUUUGCCCGAUACUCUCAAGUUGAAACUCAUUGAGCCCUUGAGAGAGCUUUUCAAGGACGAGGUCCGAAGCUUUGGUAGGGAGCUUGGUAUCCACAGCGAUCUCAUCAUGAGACACCCCUUCCCUGGUCCCGGAAUCGCCAUCAGGAUUUUGGGCGAGGUCACACCGGAGCGCGUGGCGAUCGCUCGGGCGGCCGACAACAUCUUCAUUUCGAUGAUCAAGGAGGCUGGCAUCUAUGAUCAGAUGUCUCAAAGCUACGCUGGUCUGGAUACCAACAGAGCCGUGGGCGUCCAGGGAGACGCCAGGGUGUACGGCUACAUCGUCAUCCUCAGGGCCGUCCAGACGGCCGACUUUAUGAGUUGCGAGCCGUUCGAGUUCGACUUCAACCUCUUGAAGAAGAUCUCGACACGCAUCGUCAACGAGGUCGAAGGCGUCUCGCGUGUCGUCUACGACAUCACCAGCAAGCCGCCCGGAACCAUUGAGCUCGAAUAAUGGACCCAAGACGAUAGAGGCAAGCGUCUAUAUAGAGUAGGCAAGUACCGUGGAGGAUGUCAUAGUAGGCAGAUAGAUGUCAUUCCGCACCAGCCACACGGUCUGGCUGCUUUCAGCCACGGGCGGAGUGAUGCGCCUCCAAUACCAACGUUUUGUUGAGCU
Messenger RNA from Colletotrichum destructivum, 1871 nucleotides. Its product is annotated as Putative GMP synthase, rossmann-like alpha/beta/alpha sandwich, glutamine amidotransferase. NCBI's taxonomy places the organism in Eukaryota, Fungi, Ascomycota, Sordariomycetes, Glomerellales, Glomerellaceae. Gene Ontology annotation, biological process: GMP biosynthetic process. Gene Ontology annotation, cellular component: cytosol. The transcript is spliced from 24 exons. The record is from RefSeq and is a predicted model, not a curated record. Gene Ontology annotation, molecular function: ATP binding; GMP synthase (glutamine-hydrolyzing) activity; GMP synthase activity. The coding region runs from base 84 to 1709 and encodes 541 amino acids.